AUGCCGGCAGUUUCGAGGAGAUUAGUCCAACGGCCCCUCAGCGGAGGAACUUCUAUCUAUUCAUCGUCUUCUCUCAAACCGCUCUCCGAUCAAUGCCUGAAUGGAAGUGAUAAUCGUAGUCGAUACUCGUCUUCCCUUGCUACAAAGGGAGUGGGACACCUCGCUCGUAAGGGUACUGGUGGCAGAUCUUCCGUCAGUGGCAUUGUAGCUACAGUAUUUGGAGCCACUGGGUUUCUUGGUCGUUAUCUUGUGCAGCAGCUUGCUAAAAUGGGAUCACAAGUGCUAGUUCCUUUCCGAGGCUCAGAGGACAAUCCUCGACAUCUCAAGUUGAUGGGAGAUUUAGGACAGGUAGUACCGAUGAAAUUUGAUCCAAGAGAUGAAGACUCGAUUAAGGCUGUCAUGGCAAAGGCUAAUGUCGUUAUCAAUCUUAUUGGAAGAGAGUACGAGACCAGAAAUUUCAGCUUUGAAGAGGUCAAUCAUCACAUGGCUGAGAAACUUGCAUUGGUGGCCAAGGAACAUGGUGGGAUAAUGAGAUUUAUUCAAGUUUCUUGUCUUGGAGCUUCUUUGUCAUCUCCUUCAAGAAUGCAGAGGGCAAAAGCUGCUGCUGAGAAAGCUGUCUUGAACGCGCUGCCUGAGGCCACAGUCAUGAGACCUGCGACCAUGAUUGGUACAGAGGACAGAAUCUUGAACCCCUGGGCAAUGUUCGUUAAAAAAUAUGGUUUCCUCCCGCUCAUAGGUGGUGGGACCAACAAAUUCCAGCCCGUAUAUGUGGUUGAUGUUGCUGCUGCAAUCGUUGCAGCUCUAAAGGAUGAUGGCUCCAGCAUGGGGAAAACCUAUGAAUUGGGUGGUCCAGAUGUCUUUACCCCUCAUGAUUUGGCAGAGAUCAUGUUUGAUAUGAUUCGUGAAUGGCCUCGAUAUGUGAAGCUUCCAUUUCCAAUUGCCAAGGCAAUGGCGGGUCCUCGGGAUUUCAUGGUGAACAAAGUCCCGUUCCCUCUACCCUCUCCCCAGAUAUUCAAUUUGGAUCAAAUCAAUGCGCUUACAACCGAUACUCUUGUAUCUGACAAGGCCUUGACGUUUCAGGAUUUGGACCUUGUCCCUCAUAAAUUGAAGGGAUAUCCGGUGGAGUUUCUUAUCCAAUAUCGCAAGGGUGGUCCUAACUUCGGUUCCACUGUCAGUGAAAAGAUACCAACAGACUUCUACAAUUGA
Molecule: messenger RNA, 1206 nt
Organism: Eruca vesicaria subsp. sativa (arugula)
Lineage: Eukaryota; Viridiplantae; Streptophyta; Magnoliopsida; Brassicales; Brassicaceae
Source: the annotation of a GenBank genome assembly